This is a messenger RNA of Asparagus officinalis (garden asparagus), 2753 nucleotides long. RefSeq names its product chloride channel protein CLC-e. Gene Ontology annotation, biological process: transmembrane transport; chloride transport. The coding region runs from base 21 to 2189 and encodes 722 amino acids. Gene Ontology annotation, molecular function: voltage-gated chloride channel activity. The record is from RefSeq and is a predicted model, not a curated record. Gene Ontology annotation, cellular component: chloroplast thylakoid membrane. Lineage: Eukaryota; Viridiplantae; Streptophyta; Magnoliopsida; Asparagales; Asparagaceae. The transcript has 6 exons.
AAAAUUUCCUUUUUUAAAAAAUGGCCUCACCUCCUUGCUUCAGCUGCAACAGCACCAGCACAACGUUUCUCCGUUCAAUUUCCAUAAAUAGCAGCACGAUCUGGAGGAGGAGGAGGAGGAGAAACGAGAAGCUCGCUCUCCCCUUCUCUUCUUUCCUUCACCCAAACCCUCAAAUUCUUCACCUGCUCCCGUCGAAAAUCCGCGAAAACCCCAGGCGCUUCUCUUGUCUUUCUAAAGAGAAGGAGAACGAUGCUCUUCGGCGAGAAGAAGAGAAAGCAAUGGAGAUCCCUAGCAAGGAUCUGGUCACCGCCGCGGCCUGUGUCGUCGGCCUCCUCACCGGUUUCAGCGUCGUCCUCUUCAACACUGCUGUCCAUGAGAUAAGAGACUUCUUUUGGGAUGGAUUACCUUCUAGAGGCGCCUCAUGGUUGAGGGAAGAGCCCAUUGAGGUAGUCUGGCAAAGAGUAAUACUUGUACCCGUUUGUGGGGGUGUGAUAGUCAGCAUCCUGAACACUCUCCGAAGUUAUCUUAAAAGCCCAUCUAAAGGCAUUUCAGAAUCCAAUGUGAAGAGUGCAUUGAGACCAUUUUUAAAGGCGCUAGCUGCUUCGAUCACACUUGGAACAGGAAACUCUUUGGGUCCUGAAGGACCUAGUGUUGAAAUAGGUUCUGCUAUAGCCAAAGGUGUUGGCCGUGUAUUUCAGUGGACAGGUGGGAAAAACUUAUCCCUUAUAGCUUCUGGAUCAGCAGCUGGAAUUUCAUCAGGUUUCAAUGCUGCUGUUGCUGGAUGCUUUUUUGCUGUAGAAUCUGUCCUAUGGCCAUCUCCAGCGGACUCAUCUUCACUGAUUACAAAUUCAACACCGUUGGUGAUCCUCAGUUCAGUCAUUGCAUCCGUGGUUUCAGAAGUUGGUCUUGGUUCUGAUCCAGCAUUUACCGUUCCAGAAUAUGAUUUUCGUUCUGCAGGCGAACUUCCGUUGUAUCUUUUGCUGGGUAUUCUGUGUGGGAUGGUCUCAUUGACCUUAUCCUGGUGCACUUCAUAUGCUCUGAAGCUUGUGGACAUUUUUCACAAGGCCACAGGAAUAACAAAGGCUGUUUUUCCUGCACUCGGUGGUCUGACUGUUGGUCUGAUAGCAUUAGCCUAUCCUGAGAUUUUAUACUGGGGCUUUGAAAAUGUUGAUAUUCUACUGGAAUCACAACCAUUUGUAAAUGGACUCCCUGCUUCUAUUCUAAUUCAGUUAGUUGGGGUGAAAAUAAUCGCAACAUCACUGAGUCGGGCUUCUGGAUUGGUCGGAGGCUACUAUGCACCAUCUCUUUUUAUUGGUGCAGCAACUGGCAUGGCUUAUGGAAAGUUUAUUACUUCUGCAUUUGUUGGACCCAAUCCUUUGUUUACCCUUUCCAUAUUAGAAGUGGCAUCACCUCAAGCAUAUGGUCUGGUGGGAAUGGCUGCUACUCUCGCUGGUGUAUGUCAGGUACCCUUGACAUCAGUUCUGCUCCUGUUUGAGCUAACGCAUGAUUAUCGCAUAGUUUUACCUCUACUUGGAGCUGUAGGAUUAUCUUCAUGGAUCACCUCUAGUCAGAGUAGAAAGAAAUCUGAAGGAGAGAAAUUAGAGAAAGUUGAGGUUGUUAGUGAUGGACAACCUAGAGAUCUGUAUCAGAGUCAGAUAUCAACCAAUUCUCCAGUCUCUACUGAAGCAGCUGAAUCUGAUACUACUGAUCUGUGUAAACUUGAAAGCUCUCUUUGUUUGUAUGAUAAUGACAUUGAUACGAGUAGUUUAGCAGAACGGCUUAUUGUUGCACAAGCUAUGAAAACCAGAUAUAUUACUGUUCUUUUGAGCACCUCAGUGGUGGAAGCAGUCACUUUGAUGCUUGUGGAGAAGCAAUCUUGCACAAUGAUAAUUGAUAGCAACCAUUUCCUGUUAGGAAUUCUGGAGCUAGAAGAUAUUCAGGGCUUCAUCAGAGUUACCAGAGCACGCGGCAUGGGAAUUGAGGUAGACAAGAUAGUUGUAUCUGAUAUCUGUCACGUGCAAGGAAAUAAGUGUCAGGUGUGGACUGCAACACCAGAUAUGACACUUCUUGCUGCUAAAAAGAUCAUGGAUUCACAUGGAGUGAAUCAGCUUCCCGUGAUUUCAGAUCAUAACGACAGGCAUUUAAUUGGGCUCUUAGACAAGGAGUGUAUCAACAUUGCUUGCAGGUAAAAUUCUAUCAAAUAUUAACGCCUUUUUUUCUUUUUUGCAUUAUACUUCAUCAACAAACAAUUAACCUUACAACAAUUCAAUAUGCACACACAGAUUUAUCGGCAAGGCACUGACGCUUGUGUGAUUUAUUUUUAGGUAAAUUUCACAUAACUACCAUGAAUUUUGGGAACUUUUGCACAAAACCACCAUUCAACUUCUUUUAUUAGAGAAACCUACCAUGAACGUCCGAAACUGCAGAAAAUUAUUAGAGAAAAACCACCAUACAACUUCUUUUAUUAGAGAAAACUACCAUGAACGUUCGAAACUGCAGAAAAUUACCAUGAGCUAUGAGACUAUGAGUAAUUAUUGCCAAUGGCAUUAUGUCUUGGAUAAAGGUCAACUGCUCUUAUUUCUUAUAUAACCACAAAAUUCAUAGAAAAGAUGCGUUAUAAGUAAAUGAGGGAAGAUUUGACCGAAACAUGUCAUGUGAAAAGUGUGGCGUACUUACCCCAACCAUCGUCAGGCAUGGUAGUUAACUAAAAAGUGUUCCGGCUAGUUUUAUCUAAUUAAAGAAAUCAUGAUAGA